AACUGAAUAACUUGAAAUUUCACAUAUAGAUUUGUAAUUUACCGAGGGUGAUUAUAGGUCUAUUUUCAAUUUUUCAAGAUUUCAUUACGUCAGUUUUUCAGUCUAUCAUGCUUCUAAUUAGACCAUUGCGGAGCACGGGUUACCUCCUAGUCUAAAAUAUUAUCUUUCAGACUGGAAUGCCUGAUGGUGGAACACAAGCACAACAUUGAGAAGAUCCAGCGACAACGUCACAACAAGGUGGUCACCCAGCUCUACGAGUCUUUCCGGUCCGAAGUUGAGGCUGGCCUGCUGGCCUACAAGGAAGCUCGCCAAGAGUGGCUCGAGGUGUUCACGGUUGUUGACGAGGUGCGUCGAAUGCUCGCCGAAACGAACGCCAGUCAAACCACGCAGGUGCGACAGAGCAACAAUCAGAUGAACAUGUUGCAUUCUACGCUGGUCGAUGCCAAGAAGCGUCAGCAGAUGUGCAUGGAAUCGAGCAAAACAUUGGACGCGCAUAAGGAGGAGUUGCAUAGAGGUAUCCACGACAUGACCAUCCAGCACAAGCAUGACCUUCAACGCAUGUGCACCACAGUGGAGGCCCUUUGUGCUGAAAUCCGACGUCUGCGCACUGAGAACCGACGCAAGCAGCAGGUUAUCGACGGACUGUGCAAGGAUAUUGAUGGCGAUAAAUUUUAAUUUAUAAGAAACUUGAUUGAUUUUAAUGAAAUAAAAUACUUCUGACACAGUG
This is a messenger RNA of Nilaparvata lugens (brown planthopper), 727 nucleotides long. RefSeq lists its product as uncharacterized. The transcript has 2 exons. NCBI's taxonomy places the organism in Eukaryota, Metazoa, Arthropoda, Insecta, Hemiptera, Delphacidae. The record is from RefSeq and is a predicted model, not a curated record. The coding region runs from base 184 to 675 and encodes 163 amino acids.